AGGAAGUUGGAGUUCUGUCGUUGAACCAAUCAGCUGUGAGGUUAUUUGGACGCCCUAGUCCUGCCCAAACAAAACUAAGAGGAAGAUAAAUCUCUGGUGCCGCAUAAUUUGAUUAUAUCAUUGAAAGAUUUCACAUUGUUACCUGAAAACGUCUUAAGGAGAUUUUUCACAACGAACAACGUUUGUUUAAGGUAAUUUUAAAGUAAACGAAGGCGUUAGUAACGACUACAGCCUCAGUUAGCAAACGAUAGCAAGGUAUCAGAUGCUAGAGGAGUUAGCUAAACAGACGUAAUACCCUGGCAGCCCGCAGACAGUGUCCAAAUGAGCUAUUUUAGGACUGUUAUAGAAUGCCGAUCAAUUACUGAAGAUUGCAUGUGUUAGUAGUAUAAGAUAAAUAAACUUUCUGGCAAAGUCCGAUGUGUUUAUAUGUGUGUGGUCCAACGUUGGGCUGAAAAUCAAGCUAGCAAGACACAUAAGCUUAGCAACAAUUUAAACGACAACUUCCACCAAACUGGACAAAACGCUAGAUUUAGUCGGUUUUAAAUCGGGUUCAGCGGGUUCGCUGACCCCUCAAAAGAAAAUGAAGAAGAGGAAAGAGCUGAAUGCAUUGAUCGGGCUCGGGGACAGCAAAAGAAAGAAGACCAAAAAGGGGUCUGGUCAUCGACUACUCAGGACCGAACCGCCGGGCUCGGAGUCGGACUCUAGCUCGGAGGAUGACGAUUUCAACAACCUGAACGGCGCAGCCAACUUUGGAAAAAGAAGCUACACGCAGUGCUGCAAUGUGUGCUACCCCUUGUUCUUGUUCAUUAUACUUGCUGCCUGCGUCAUGGCUUGUGCUGGACUCAUAUGGAUGCAGAUUGCUCUAAAAGAAGAUCUGGACUCUCUGAAAGAGAAGUUGCAUAGUAUGGAAUCCAGCCAAAAGGCCUCAGCAAGCGAAAUACCUCAAUUAAGCGAGGACCUGAAAAACAAGGACAGAAAAAUAGAUGACAUUGAGAAUGGGGACAAGGGGUUGAACAAACUCUGGUCGAACUUAACAGAAAUGAACAGAAAGAUCACCUUACUGGACUCUGCUGUGAACAAUUUAAAGGUCAGCCUGAAAUCAGCUGCUGACUUAAUCGGCCUUCCCACAACAGUUGAAGACCUUCAGAAGAGUGUUGCCACAAUUGGCAGUGCGCUGACUAGUGUACAGCACGAUGUGAAGACGAUGCAGGGGGCCCUGGAGAACCAGAAGAAAGAUGAGGGCUUAAAGAAGACAGCGGACAUAACAGAACUCAGAAGAGCCAUGGGUGAGGUCAACAAAACAGAAGAGCAGCACCACACAUGGACUGAUGAGCAAAUCCACAUCCUCCUCUCCACUGUUGCGGAUCUUCAUCAGAGAGUAGCCUCGUUGGAGAACGGUUCAAAACACAGUUUGCAGAAUAAUGAUGCAGACAGCAGUGAACAUCCAGAAAAUAAGAUGGAGGAAGUCACCUCAACCAAAGCAACACCUGGAAAUGUUCAGGAUGUGUCAGCACAAUUGUCAGAGCCACAGACAAGCAGACUCCCCCACUUUUUAAUUCCAACCCGGGUGAAGAGAGCCGCUGGGUCGAAAUGUCUAAAGAGGAUGUCACUGCAAGGUGUCAGCUCUCUGAAAGACUUAGAAGACGUCUUCCAGAAGGCAGGUGUCGGACGCAAUUCACUGGGAUUGACCUACCAACAGCUGAAGGACGCGUUUGGAGCAUCGCUUCCCUCCGAACGCUCUAUGCAGUGCUGUGAUGAGGACGGGGACCAGAGGUACUCCCUGAUGGAGCUGACAGCUGCUGUAGGUUUGUGAGGGCACCACUGCUCACAGUAAGGAACAGUAUUGAAUACCCAGCAGGGUCUGGGGGUUCCGGGUUCCCCACUCUUUUGCAGAAUUUCUGCACUUUUGUGAACUGAAUAUUUAUCGUUCUGAUUGUAGAAACAGUGGUGCUGGUGUGCCCUCUACUUCCCUCCCCUCACAUCCACUCAAAUAGCUAUCAUUAUCCUCAUCAAUCGUUUUCUUCAUUUUAACAGCAAUCCAUAUGUGUAUCAUCCUGAAGUAUUCAUCUCCUUAGUUUAUAUUAAUAUACCAAUGAUAAAUGGUGUUGUUUUCAAACUCAUUCCUCCACCUUAAUCUUUGACUUGCUGUGUUAAUUUUACUUUUUUUUUUUACCUGUCUCAACAACCUGUUGUAGGUUUUAUCUGAUCAGUUUUUCUCACAAACACCUGGUACUCAUGUAAACCUUAUUUAUAGGACUUGAGAUAGACUUUUAUUUAUGUUUACCAAUGAACACUAGAAACUGUUUUUGCCGAGGAUUGGUUGCAUUUUUAGACGGUUUUCCUAACUUAUCUGAAACAAACACGUGAGUGUAAAUGUCGAGACUUUUGUAUGUUUUUUUUUUUUCUAAGCAAAAAAAAAGUAUAAUUUUGCUUUCUUUUGUUUUUCCUGGUUUAUCUUUACUAAUUUGUAAUAGCACCAUGUAGUUACUCCACCCGUAUUUAUCUGUAGUUUCUUUGCUUGUUGUUUUUGCAUUUUUUGCUUGACGUUCUGCAGAUUUGAAGGGCUACAACAACUUUGAGUCGCAGUUAGCAUAUGUAGCAAUAACAUAAAGGUAAAGGAAGUGGCUUGUUUAUAAUGCAAUGGAAAGAAGGAACACCGGUCUCACAAUAUGUAACAGGUAGCAUAAGAGGCACUGACUAUCACUCUUUACUUGAUUGAUUUUAUUGUAUUUUAAAGGCCUAAUAAUGGCAUAUUUACCUAACUAAACUGUCUUUCUGACUUAAGUGUGCUCCAUAAACAUGUAUUAUUGUGCAGGGGCUUGGAUGUUCAGAUUUAUUCAUGAUUUUGUUUAUAAUUCAGUUGUGCUUUGCAUGUUGCUUUUCAUGUAACAUGAACAAAUUAUUUAAAAAAUUCAACUUUGUUGACUUUUCUUUUUUGCUGGACAAUGGUUUCUUGAACUUAAAUCUGUAACAGCCGUGGUCACCAUGACUAAACUUUGGAUCUGCGCUGCGGCAGUACACGAGGGGGUUUUAUGAAUGUAUUUUUGUUUUAGCACCAAUAAAUAAAGACAGUUAAAACUCUGGUCUGGUUUCUCUUUAAAGACUUACAAGCUUCAUUGGCAUGUUUUACUAGAAUGUCACAAUAAUGCAUAAAACAUUCUGAAAUAAACAAAAGUACAUGGGAUGAAAAUCUUAAACCUAUAUACAAUUCCUCAUCAGCUGACACAUUUGCACAGAACAAUUCUGUCAUAAUCUUCAGUAUUUUGUACAAAAAUUAGGCCGAUCACACAACAAAUUCAAGGAAAAUCUAAGCAAGAGCCCCUUUCGCCCUCCAGUCCUGGGUCAAAAGCCCCAGCAAUUCAUCUUCAUCCUCUCCCUCUGCUUCAGUGCUUUCUUCAGUCUCCAUUGGUUCCUGCUUUCUUGUCAGGGGCCUGCUUUUAACCACAUCCCGCUUGUCUCUGAGCAGCUCCACCCUCCUGUAACACUCAAUUUGCUCGUCAAUUUCGUCAAUCUGACGCUCAAAUCGUCCUUCUUCAUCAUCCUCUGCCACAAUGGCCUCAGAUUUUGUGUUCACCUGUCUUAUCUCCUUUUGAAACUCUUCCCACUCCUUGUCCAUUUGAUCCUUGGGUGCCUCAACUUUGCGCACCUUGGCAUCCCUGACUGGGUCAUCAAAAAAGCCCUCAGGCAAGGCUUCAGCCAUUUUGUCUUUCUUUUCAGUGGUCUUUUCUUGCACAUCUGCUUUGAGAAUGGAUCCUGAGUGGGAUAUGGCAGGUGUGGAUGGAAUGGAGCUAUCAAAGAAGUCAGCUGGCAGUCCUGCACUUUCUGUUUUCUGAGUAGAAGGAUUUGCCUCACCAGCCUCUUCUGUCCCGUCAUCGUUAUCUUCAUCAUAAACUCCAGCCAACAAACUCAACCCUGCAGACUUUUGGGCAGAGUCGGUUGUUUUAUCACCGGGUUUUUGAAAGAAAUCCUCUGGUAGUCCCGAACCAGACUGCCCUGCCCCCGAAGCUGGCUUGGCCUUUUUUGUAUUGGCAACAUCGUUUUCCGGCGCUUUCCUCUUUACCUUUUCACUCGGUGGCAGCAUUGGUUGACUCUUUGCUCCCUUCAGCUCAGCAACCUUUUCUUUAUGCUGUUUUCCAAGAACAUGGGCGGGCCACAAUAAUUCUGACUUCACCUGCACAUUGCACAGGACGCAACUUAGGUGGCCGAGGCUGUUGUACUUAGCGAACGGAGACUCAACACGCUUUUUGUCUGUAUUUUGCCUUUGUUUUUCUCUCAUCAACCGCCGAAGUUCUUCUUGAUUUACAACUUUCUUCCCCUUCUUAGAAGUUGCCAUUCUUUUUCGAGUUCAGCUUUUUCGCUAGCUAGCUGUGUGCUUACUACAACCGACUGUGUCUCAUAAUGAUGACACAAGUGUGCUAACUCUCGCUCGAACUGUAGGAUGAGCCGAUUAUUCUCGCGAUAUUUGCACCCCUCUUGCGGUGCUAGCAUGAAUGUUACCUCCGGUGGUUUAUUGUACCAUCCCGUCCGCCCGAUUUCUGCUGCAGAUUAAAUCCAUUCUCUUUUAAAAGGUAUUUUUGAGAGGCGAUAGGAGAGACAACGAUGUAGUCGCUUGUUAUUCGGUCUAUAUUCUUAGUUUUAUGUUCAUUUAGUGCGUGUGUUUCAUAUUAUGUUUCGCAUUGAUUUGUGUUUUCAUCGCCGCACCCAUCACAUCUUGUUUUAUUAGGGGCUAGCAAGCUAAAGCCAUUUUGGGGCUAAUGGUGAGUCGGGCAGCAGGUGUAACGUUAUUUGCGUAACAGAUAGCAAUCAGCCUAGAGAAACAAAAUACAUUUGAUUCGACUUUAAAUUUACGAAUUUGCUAAUGCUGAAAAGCUCCCAAGUAAAACCACGACCACAACGUCACUAGCUCGUAUAAUAGUAAUUAACAGACAGUAGUCAUCAUGACAGGUGAAAAGAUACGCACCAUGCGGAAGAACCACAACAAAACAAACAAAAAUGAGGAAAUAAUGGAUACCUACGAGGAAACAUCCAAUGGGACGAUUCCUAACGGCACCACUAACCACUUUAAGUCAAACAAGGCUUUUCAGAAAUCAGUGAAAACCUCGGUACUUCAGCAACAACAACAGCUCAACGCAAACAACAUCAACGGCAACACAUCAGUUGUCAGUGAUGACAACAAGAACCCAAUAAUCUUGACAAGUGAGAACUUGGACUUCCCAGUUCAUGAAUGCGUGUUUAAAGGAGACGUGCGUCGGCUUUCGUCUCUCAUCAGGACCCACAGCAUCUCUCAGAAAGAUGUCCACGGGAACACGCCUCUUCACCUGGCUGUGAUGCUGGGCCACAAAGAGUGUGCUCUCCUUCUCCUGGCCCAUAAUGCACCUGUUAAGAUAAAGAAUGCACAGGGAUGGAGUCCUCUAGCAGAAGCCAUCAGCUAUGGCGACCGGCAGAUGAUCACAGCAAUACUGCGGAAGUUAAAGCAGCAGUCAAGGGAGAGUGUGGAGGAUAAGAGGCCAAAAUUACUUAAGGCCCUCAGGGAGCUCGGUGACUUUUAUCUGGAGCUGCAUUGGGACUUCCAGAGUUGGGUGCCUUUGCUGUCCCGGAUCCUGCCAUCCGACGCCUGUAAAAUCUACAAGCAGGGCAUCAACAUAAGACUUGACACUACCCUCAUAGACUUUAACGAUAUGAAGUGUCAGCGUGGAGACCUGAGCUUUAUUUUUAACGGUGACGCUGCACCCUCCCAGUCCUUUGUGGUCUUGGACAACGAGGCAAAAGUUUACCAAAGAAUACACCACGAGGAGUCGGAGAUGGAGACUGAAGAGGAAGUGGACAUUCUGAUGAGCAGUGACGUGUACUCCGCCACACUGUCAACCAAGUCCAUCACUUUCUCUCGCAGUCAGAUCGGCUGGCUCUUCAGAGAAGAUAAAACAGAGAGGGUCGGAAACUUCCUGGCUGAUUUCUAUGCAGUGAACGGCUUGGUGCUAGAGUCCAGGAAACGGCGGGAGCACCUAAGUGAAGAGGACAUCCUGAGGAACAAAGCCAUCAUGGAGAGCCUGAGUAAAGGAGGUGGCAUCAGUGAGCAGAACUUUGAGCCUGUGAGGAGGCAGUCUCUCACAGCUCCAACCCCAAACACCAUUUCUUGGGAAGAGUAUAUAACUGCGGAGAACGGAAAGCCUCCUCAUCUCGGGCGAGAGCUUGUGUGUAAGGAAAGCAAGAAGAACUUCAAAGCAACUGUAGCCAUGAGCCAGGAUUUCCCCCUGGGUAUCGAGUCGUUACUAAAUGUGUUGGAAGUCGUGGCCCCGUUCAAGCACUUCAACAAACUCCGAGAGUUUGUACAGAUGAAACUUCCUCCGGGGUUCCCAGUCAAACUCGACAUCCCUGUCUUCCCCACGAUCACAGCCACCGUCACCUUUCAGGAGUUCCACUACGACGAAUUUGAAGAGUCUAUUUUCUUCAUCCCGAAUGAAUACAAGGAAGAUCCCAGUCGCUUCCCAGACCUCUGAUCUGAAAACGCAUCGUUCUGUGUGUUUAUAUAUAUAUACAUGGCUAGCUAUUAAAAAGGGAAAGAAGGGGGAGGGGCCUGGUCUUACUGAUCAGUUACUGUUCAUUUUCAAAGCUAAUCAAUGCAAGAAGCUAUUAAAGAGCACCAUCUGGCAUCAUUUUGGUGAAAGAUGGCUUCCAUUGUUCUCACUGUUCACAAACAGAGCAGUUGCAGCUCCUGCUCCAUGCUGCUGUCCUCUACUGUGAAAACUGUCAGGUGACACCAUUUUAAUAGUUCCAUUUGUAAAUAAUGCAUUGCUCAACUUCAGGUCAGGACAAAAACAAAUUACAGAUAUAACUAUAUCAUUAAACUGAGCUUACUAUCCAUUUAUAUAUUAUGUACUAUAUAUAUAUAUAAACUCAAAGAGUAACACUGUGUAGCAAUACAUUUCAAGUACGUCAGAAUGUUUUUAACCCACUGGGAUAAGGUUUAGCAUUUAAAAAAACAUUAGCAGUUCAGUAUGGAAGCCUCUUUCCUGUGCAGGGCGCCGUCUCCUGUAUUUUCAGGUUAGCUCAUCUUACCUCUCAGCUGUCUCCAUGUUUUGUUGUGAUAGUAUGGAUUUUGUGCUCCGUGCGAGUGAGUAAUUGUACUGUAUUGAGGAUUGUUCUGUGUAGGUCUGUGUGUUGAAGAACCCAGAAGGGAUAUCAGGUAAACUGCUGUCAGUUUGAACACUGCACUGAUGUUUAAGGCAUGCUAUGGCUGUGUUGGCCUCUGGAUCACAUGAAUCUUUAAGCCGUGUUCUCUGAACAUUUUAUUACCCGCAGACAAGCCCCUUUUUAGAUUUAAGAGGAAAACUGAGGCCGCAACACCAACGUAUUGAAACAACUUUUAGUGCUCAUGAUCUUUGAUUGGUAGACAGCGGUUGUUUUUUAAUAUGCAUACAUGUGAAACAAAUGAGAAAAAAAGCUGUGAAGUUGAAACAGCUGGAUAUUCAGUGUCAGGACAGGAAAUAAUCUCAUCCAUUGCUGGCUUCAGCAAAUAUGUACCGCAACCAUAGCUACUUCACAUCCCUUUAAAAAAAGAAAAAAGCACCAGCAUCAUAUUUCAAUGACCUUGUGUCUGUAUUAUUGAGAGUUUUUGCUUGUGGUGAGCUGCUUGUUUCAUGUCAAACACUGUUUAUCCUUUGAAAACUUCAAUAAAAUGAAAUGUUCUCCCUGUAUAUUUGCUUCAUGUAUAUAUUUUUUACAUUACAUAUUUCUACAGUUCUUCCAUCUUUUUCUAGUACGUCACAGCAAAUGACUAAAUGCCAAGUUUCUAUUUAUGGUAGUUGUUUGUCAGGCUUGCUGCACCAACUAAAGUUUUCUCCUGAGCUUAAUGGACUAUUGGUUUAUUUUUUUCUUUAAACCCAGCUUGAGCUAUAUUGGGAAAUAAGAAGAUCGCAUCUCUUCAAACAGAUUUUAUUAUAUAAAAGAAAUCCUUGAUAAAACACUUCCACAUGAGAAGCAAGAUGUAACUGUUUGUAAAUGAGGAGAAAAAGUGUUACACCACAACACUAAACAAAUGAAAAGAUACAAUAAGUGAAGUGACAGAAUCUGAUAUCCAUCCAACAGAGGCAAAGUCUACUUCCAGUUUAACCAACUGCAUCUGAUGACAAACAGCAGCUAAAUAAUAACCCCCCCCAAAAAAGGAAAAAAAAAAAAAAGCCGUGAGGCUAACAACUCUACACUGUACAUUUUCAAAAGAGCAGACUUGUCUUUUGUAUGAUAAACCGAUACAUUUGAAACACUUCACAUUUUAAAUUUACCCCAGUUGGAAAAACUUUGCCGCAUGUUUACAACCAAAAUGGAGGGAUAAUAUGGGUGAGAGCGGGGCGGAGGACUCAGUCGCUGACAUCCAUGUCCUCUUCAUGAUGGUCGUCGGCCCCGUUAACUUUGGCCUGCUUCACGAGCCGCGCCGUGCCGUUACCUUCCAAAGACUGAGGAGACAAAGCAGAGUCGUCUGAAUCCUUUCUGCCCCUCUCCUUCUCGCUAUCAUAGCCUUGUUCUUCUUCAUCAUAAUCUCUGGUGAUCUUAACAUCUCCUUUCUCUCCGUCUGACUUCCUUUCACGCUCUCGUUCUUUGUCUUUACUCUUCUUCUUCUUGCUGGUGGAGCGCUCUCGCUCCUCCCGGAUGCGCUCUUUAUCGCUCCUGCGAUCUCUCUCCCUUUCUUUAUCCCGCUUCUUUUCCUUCUUGUGUCUGUACAGGAGAGGGGGAUGGGGAGGGUUUCCUUUUAGGAGACUUCUUGGGGGAUCGGCUGGCGGUGCGACUUCUCCUGUGUCGUCUGGUUGCACUACGUGACCUCCUGGUGGUGCUGUAACUUUUGGGCGGCGUUUUGGAUUUUCGUCUCGCUGCUUCUUCCUUCUUCCUCUCCCUGGAUCUGCUCCGGGUUCGCCUGCCCCUGUCUCUGGAGUGGGUGUGUCUCCUGCGUGGGCUUUUGGAGCGCCGUCGGCUUCUCGAGCGGGAUCGGCGCCGUGAUCGGCUCCGGGUUCGCCUGCGGCUUUGUCUGGACCUGGACCUGGACCGUCGCCUUCUGGACCUGGACCGGGACCGUGAGUGCUUCUUUUUGCCAUCCUUAUGUCCAGGUUCGAUGGCAGCAGAGAUGAGGGACUGGGCCUCUCUGACUCUCUUCAUGGCCUCCUCAAUCUCCUUAUUAGAGGCAUCAGCCUUCAGGCUGGCACUCAGGUUCAAACCUGCAGCCAAGGGAUUCAAUCUGCAUACAGAAAUCAUCUUCAACAGUUGAUCAGCAGCCUGGGGGUUCAUAUUGGGUCCAGGGAAGCCAAACGCUGCCAUUGCGUCCAUGUUUGGACCACCAAAGGGAUUCCCUCCGAGGGCUGGGUUGGGAAUGGGAUUCGGUGUGGGAAGAAGGCCUCCUCCGGGCAGAAUUCCUGCAACAGCAUUUGCUGGGGCCAGCAGGGACAAAGCUUUGGCCUCAUCUGGAAUCGAUCCUACAGCAAAAGGGACAACGAUCAGGGCUCUGUCCACAAACACAGUAUUGGUCAGAUGCUGAGACACUCCCACAGACUCUGGUUCCUGGAACUUCACAAAGCACACCCGCGAAGUCACAGGCAUAGGAGAAUCGUCUGGAGGAAAUAACUUCAACUCCUCAAUAGUUCCCAGAAAACCAAACAAUGUCCUCAUCUGUUCCGACGUUGUGCUCGGAGACACGUUGGUCACCUGGACCACCUUCGUCGUGUAACUCAUUUUCCCGACCAAAUUCUAAACAGAUCAAUGACAAAAUCGGUGAACAGAUGUUGGAGAAUACACGAAACAGUAUCCACCGUUCAUAAAUUAAAUUUGUUUACGAUAUUUAUCUAGAUGAGCGUUGGCUAACGACUAUAACGACAGAGGGCUAUCGAGCCUCGCCGCCAUAUUGAUAAAAUUU
Messenger RNA from Menidia menidia (Atlantic silverside), 9895 nucleotides. NCBI's taxonomy places the organism in Eukaryota, Metazoa, Chordata, Actinopteri, Atheriniformes, Atherinopsidae. The record is from the annotation of a GenBank genome assembly.